Messenger RNA from Zootermopsis nevadensis, 4876 nucleotides. The record is from RefSeq and is a predicted model, not a curated record. Lineage: Eukaryota; Metazoa; Arthropoda; Insecta; Blattodea; Termopsidae.
CGAAGAAAAUAUUUUGAGUUAAUAGUCAGAUUAUGAGUUCAAUUUUCACACGUAUGUUGGUCUCGCGAAGGAGAGAAGCAUAUGUUUAACAUGUACUGAAUAAUGUGGAUUCUUGCGACCGCCCAUAUCAGUUCGAAGGUCAUGGGUAGUCACAAACUAUUUUUUUAGCUUGUAAGCAACGCUUCCGCCAUUUUGUCUUUGUUGGAAGUACCGCUUAAUGGAUUAGCGAUUAUAUGAGGCCUUAGCAGUAUUUAUAUCAUUGCAAUAGAGGUAUUGUGCAGUGAAAAAAUAACACCUACAUACAAGGAAGAGUUUUGUUGUGUGUGCAGUAAUCAUGGUCUACUUCACGAAACAUGUUUGAAUAUUCUGCAACCGGUCAUAAAUGAGCGGAGCAUCAGAAAAUUUUGAACUAGAAGCUGGUUCAUCUGGAAUGAUGGAAUCUUCAGUUAUGGAAGGUGAAGAAUAUUAUAAUCCAGAAGGCAGUGAAUGGAGCCAAAAGGUCGACACUGGCCAGUUGUGUCGUGUGUGUGCCAAUGCAAACGAUUAUCUCAUACCCAUUUUUGAUGGUGAAGGUUUGGAGCAUGAACUUGGUAUGAAGAUCGAGAAACACCUUCCGAUCAAGGUGACAGAGACUGACAGUUUACCUCAACAGAUGUGUUACCAGUGUGCAUCAACAUUAAUAGCAUGGCACGAUCUUGUCAUUAGUUGUGUAGAAGCUGAUAAGAAGCUGAGAGAAUUACAAGUGGAAGAUGAUGAUGAUGAUGACGGUGAUGACAAGGGUGCUGAGAUGUUUGAGUCUCCAUCAUUGGAUGCUGAAAUGACAGAUGAUGCUGUUCAGCCAAGUACAUCAGAAGUACAAAGCCAAGUUUCAAAGACUCCAUCUCCAAAGAAAAUACUUCUUAACAAGGAGAAGAAACCGAAGCUGAAAAUGGUGUUAGUGAAGGGACAUGCAGCUGGCACAUCUGGGCAGAAGACCAGUUCAAAGACUCAAGUUGCGAAGGCCCUUGAAUUGGCCAAAUCCAAGGAUGGUUCCAGUCAGGAUUCAGCAAGUGAAAGGUGUCAACAGCCUCCUCAGACUCCAUUCAAAACUUUCCAAGAACAAAAUGAAAUGAACAUGGCCGGGCCCAGGAAUACCGCUGAUGCUUUGACAGACAAUGGUCUCGUUAAGAAUGAAUGUACUGAUUCAAAGGAUGCAUGGUUAACUUGUGAUUAUUGUGGACAUAUAUCUGCUAAGAAAGCUGAGUUGAUAAUUCAUAUCUCUACAGUACAUCCGCAGGAGUUGGCCAGUUUGAAUAUUCCUGCAGGAUGUGUGUCUGGGUCAGAGUUGGAAUGUAAAUCAGAUGUCUGUGAGAUUAAGGAUUGUAUGUAUGAAGGUCAUAAUGGCCGUAGUUUUGGGAAAUCUAGAUUGGGAAAAGUAAAACAUUCUGCUGUAGCAAAUCAGCAGUUUCCAUGCAGUGUGUGUGGAAGAUUCUUUAAGAGGAAGUCUGAUGCUUGCAGACACGUUGAAAAACACAAAUUACAGGAUUUUGUUUUUAAAAAUGUAGAAAGUCUUGCUGGUGAUUUGUAUGGUACUUCUGACAGUGGCUUGGCUACUGAAAAUGUUCAGGAAUUUCCUGACAGUGAACAUCUUAAAUCUUGUUUAGUUGAAAUACGUAGGAACUAUGAAAAUUCACUUGGUACAAGCAAUGAAAAGACUAACGAUUCAGUAAUAUGUGGGAAGAAUAAAAGUUUCUCGUGUUAUGUCUGUGGUAGAAAACUUACAAGAAAGCAUGAUUUACUUAGGCAUUUGAAAAUGCAUGCUAAAAAAUUGGGUUCGUUUGUGUCCUCAGAUGUAAAUUAUUAUACAGCAGGCAGCAUUAAAAAAAUGGUUUCUGGUGCUCAGUCUGGUGACAGAAGUUCUGAAUUGUCAGAGACUGACAUCAUUCAAGGUUAUCCAUGUCAUGUUUGUGGUAGAGUACUUAGAGGAACAUUUGAUUUGCGCAGACCUUUGAGAAAACAUUCCAGGAAGCCAGAUCAGGUUGAUGGUGAAUUUUUUCAAACACUUUCAAAUAUUGGUUCUGGAGACGAUAUUCCAUCAGGCAGCUUGUCUUCAGGUAAUGGCCCAGUUAGUACUCUACUAGAAGCAAAUGAUGAUAGUAUUCAUGGAAGCAAGGUUGCAGUUACAGAAUUUGUUUUUAAUAAUGAAAGAAAAACUGAUUUACUGUGUAAUAUUUGCAGUAAAAUGCUGACAAGAAAAUAUUAUUUGCAUAGGCAUUUGAUAACGCACAGCAAGAAGCAGUAUCUAUAUUCUGAUGACAGACUGUCUGACAUGGGACCAGCAUUUGUAGACGGAAAUGCAUACUCAUGCUCAGGUGAUGAUGCACAUUUGGAGAAUUCAGAUGGGAAAACAAGUACAUUUGAUAUACACACAAGUCAAAACUUUUCAUGCAGUGUAUGUUCUAAAUCAUUUACCAGGAGGUUCGAUUUAAAGAGACAUGCAGAGCGGCAUUCCAGCGAAGAUGUGGAUAAAAUUGUUUCCUUGAAAAGUAGUACUGACAAUGUAUCAUUGGCUUCUGCAAAGGUGGUUAUAGAAGGCAAGACACUUUACAGAUGUGAACAUUGCUGUAAGUACCUUAUGACAAGGUACAGCUAUGUGCGACAUCUACGUAUCCAUAGUGGCGAGAAACCUUGUACUUGCCAUGUAUGUGGCAAACAGUUUAGAACAUCUGCAUUGUUAAAUCGUCAUGUUAGGGAUGUGCAUGAGGGUAUAAAGGAACAUCCUUGUGAUAUAUGUGGACGUAAGUUUGCCAACAAACGUGCUAUGCUGGACCAUAGGAGGGUUCACACCGGAGAGCGUCCUUGUGUCUGUCAUGUGUGUGGGAAAGCAUUUAAGACAAAGGCAUCUCUUUAUGUUCACAAUCUGUUUCAUAUGGAUGUAUUUCCACAUCAGUGUAUACAUUGUAAUAAGUCCUUCCGUAGAAGACAGCAAUUGAAUGUGCACCUUUUGCUUCAUACUGGUGAGAAACCACAUUGUUGCCAAACUUGUGGGAAGUGUUUUCGAAUGCGAAAAUCACUGAAACGACAUGUUCUUACACAUACUAAUGAAAAGCCUUUUGAAUGUCUGGUAUGCGGACAGCUUUUUGCUCAGGAGCGAUACCUGAAGAACCAUGGAAAAACCCAUGGAAUUGGAAUUAAUAAUAAAAUAACGGCUUGAAUGUCUUUUUGCCUACAAACAGCAUUUUGUAUUGUGGGAAGAGGAAUGUAUUUUCAUCUUUUGUGUAUGAUGCAAGUAAGACUUGGUACGUAUGGUAGCUUUGUGAGGUCAAGUAAGAAUGUUUCAAAUUGGACUUCUCUUCAUUCCUAACAUGGAGAAAUUAUGAUCCCACACAGCUUUACUGUUCUUCCAAACUUUUUCUUAACUGUGUGGUGCUAUGAAGCAAGACAGAACAAUUUUUUAAUGAAACUCCCACCUAUUAAAGUAUAUUAUUAUCAAAUCUUAAUCUUCCAUGUUAUUAAAUCUCCUGAUGACUGCAAUAAACUUCAAUCUGACAUUGGUUCUGUACAAAGUUGGAGCACUGCCAACUUCAUGAAAUCCAAUAUUAGUAAAACCAGAGUAAUUUCCUUCUUAAGAAAAGCCAAUACAUUCAACUAUGAUUAUAAACUUUGUCAAUUGUAUGUAACAUAUACUGAUUCUAUUGGGAAUAUUUAUUGAGUCUAACCUUUGAUUCCACAAUGAUGUUGACUAUGUGUUUUUACAGUAUAUUAAGUUGCUGGGUCUUGUUCGCACUUCAAACUUUUUAUUUGCUUCUCUUGACUGCCUGUAUAUUGCAUUUUACCAUAGAUAGAUCAAAGCUUGAGUAUGCCUCAGUCAUGUGGAAUUUUAUUACAACUACUGAUACCAAAAAACUGGAACAUAUCCAGCAGAUGUUUGCAGCUUUUGCUAUAAUUGUAUCCUUCCUCACGUGCAUUACACCUAUGCUAACGCUUUAGAGUGUUUAAAACUCCAAACUUUAUGUAAGAGGAGGUACUGAAUUGAUGCACUGGUCCUUGUCCAAGUUACUAUGUUUUGAAUACUGACCUUCCCUUCUGGAAGCUGUUGGUUUUCGAAUUCCUACUUGGUAUCAGAAAGACUUUUCUGUGUUCAAUUACAGCCCUUCAAUUAAAGACUGUCUUGCUAGAUGUGCGUCAUCUGCUAGUGUUGUCUGAAGGGACUGCGAUAUAUUUGUAACAAAGAAUUGUUUCUGUCAGUCACAUUCUACAAUAACUGUGUUACUGUUUUAAGUAUUAAUUUACAUUCAAUUAUUAUUAUGUUCUUGUGUUUCUCUGUUGUGCUAUAUCUGUAAUUGGCCUUCCACCAUGUCAGAAAUGUUUUGGAAGGUAAGCAUGCCAGCAGAUUGUUUAAUUUAUUGUUUUUGAUGUAAAUGUGUUUCUUCAGAAUUAUUUUACAUGCAUAUGAUACUGUAGAGCAUGAAAUUUCUUUUACAUAUGACUGAUUUGAAGAUUAUGCAGAUUGAUACUAAUUGUUCUUAGUGUCUACUUAGAUUUUUAAAUAAAUUUAGCUGUAUAAAUUUUUUCCUGCAAGAGAAACAUCCCUGUAUACCACACAUUUCCAAAACCUUCUACUUUACACAAAUCUUUGUAAGGUUUAUGAUUGCAGUGAUACUAAUUACAAUCCAUAAUGUUCGAGAUAACCUUCCUUUGUGAUCAAAUGUUUAGUUAGGUUUCAAAGUGUUUGGGUGUUGAAAUUUAUAUUUUAACCAUAGAAUUCUUUGCAUAACUCUGGCAUUGUAGUAUUAUAAAUGUGUGGCCUUACGAAAGAGUAUUUUCCCACUUAGAUGUGCUUGUAAAUAUGAGAUUUUUUUCUGUACUAAAUACACAGAAUACAUUCUGCUCUGCU